Molecule: messenger RNA, 619 nt
Organism: Gamsiella multidivaricata
Lineage: Eukaryota; Fungi; Mortierellomycota; Mortierellomycetes; Mortierellales; Mortierellaceae
Exons: 2
Coding region: 1-516 (171 amino acids)
Source: RefSeq, a predicted model, not a curated record
AUGGAUAUCGGAGAAAAGUGGGCAUGUGCAGAUUUGGAAACACUUCACAUCAGGAUUCAUAGUCUUGAUACCGAAGAGAAGAUCGACCGUACGAUUCAGCUGUGGAAGGAUAGAGCGCUCAAGUCUAAUAGAUCGCCAGGGCACAUUGACACGGCUUUCCAACACGAUAAUUCGAUCGAGGCGCAAGUGGCGCAAUAUCUGCUGAGAUACAAAAAGCUGCACAGAGUCUGGCUUGGUUACAGGGUCUACAAGGACUGGAUGGUCGACUUCACCUAUCCAAUAUGGGAUACCAUUGACUUUGCAACCGAUACAAAGCUGCAGGAUUUUGGUCAGGAUGUUCCUGAGAAGUAUGGACAUCAUAUCCGUAUUGUCAAGAAUCUGAAGGAACAACCGCAUCUGAAUACCAUCCUCAGGUCCAAGGCUUCUAAAUUGAAGCAGCUUGCUACGAUCAUGCAAGGCAUACCAAGCUUUCAAGCAUAUCUCUACGACAUUAUCUACCAAAUCGCCAGAUUUUGACCUCCUAACCAUAACCAUUUCCUGUACAUCGAGUCCAUCAAUGUUUUUCUCGGCCUACUCACUGACCUCUAAUGGUGUUGCAGUAGAUUAAAGUAAAUCAUAU